This is a messenger RNA of Chara braunii, 865 nucleotides long. Lineage: Eukaryota; Viridiplantae; Streptophyta; Charophyceae; Charales; Characeae. The record is from the annotation of a GenBank genome assembly.
GCUGGUCAUCCGUCAUCCAUUUGCCCUGCCGUUCCAUGCAGUCGUUUUUUGCGUUGUGCAGCCGUGCUGCCUCUACAUGCAGUCGUUUUUUGCGUUGUGCAGCCGUGCUCCCCCUCCAGUCCGGGCACUGAGCCAGUCCGUCAGAUUGGCCCUCGAGUGACUCUUCAGACUUCGGGCACGGCAGUGCAUGACACUGCUCACUCGAUCACAGACCAAGGCCAUGGACCGGAAGGCGGGGGAAUCCCUCCUGAGCUAUGAGGAACGCCUGGCGGCAUUCAUUCAAGAGGCCAAUGAUAGGGCUGCCGCCGCGGCCAAGGAACGUCGGCAGCUUGAACAAGAGGAGGAGGCCAAGCGACAGAAGGAGAAACAGGACCGACUUCGUCAAGAGGAAACAGACCUGCAGGCGGCAGCUGAACACCGGUCACGCCAGCGGGAACGACUGUUCACACGGGAGACCGUGAUCGGCGAUGAGGCCGCACGUUGGGUGGAAAUGGCAUCUACAGACGAGGCCCCAGAGACUGAGAAAGGACUGUCAGCCCUUGCACAGGUCUCCCACGACCUCGUGGCCACCUGCGCUCUGCAGCAGGAGGAAAUCCUCCACCUGCAGCAGACAGUGGACCAGAUGCUCGCACGGCUGCGGGCGUUGGAAAAACAGCCAGCAGCCGUAGCAGCCGCAGGGCCUGCAAACCUUGCGACCCGUGUUCAAGUCUUGGAGGACGACGUCGGCAAUAUCAAGCGUGUGCAUCAGGACUUCAGGAAGUCGCAGCAAGCAACGAACUUGCAGUUGGAGACGCAGGUCCAGGCGGCCGCCACCGUGACGCCCGCCGCCGCAUCCUCCAGGCGCCCACCCAAGCUAGAUGACAUU